UUUCCUACACGUUAUAUUAAGAAAAUAUUAUAACAUUUUUGGUUAUGAUCAGUUAUGAUGAUAUUAUGAGUGAAAAAUAAAUUUCAAUUUUUAAUAAUAAUUAAUGUGUUUUUUAUGUGGGUUGUGGGAUAAAUUUUGAUGGAUGCAUAUUAUACUGAUUUUUAAACAGUAAACUGCAAAGAAAAACUUCACGAUGUCACACACUCAGUUUUCGGAUCAUGAAUUAAAAGCGCUUUUAAAUGACGAAAGAAAUUGUGUAAAGUUACAAAAGGGCAUUAAGCAUAUUUCAUUACACCCAUUUUAUUUAAAUAACGUCGCAGCUGGCAUAGCCGAAAAUUUAAACAAAAUUGUAUCUAAAUAUGAUAAAUCUUUAAACGGAAUAAUUUUAGCAUAUAAGAAACCAAGGCUACAACAGUCUAAUGGUGUUAUUCAUAAUGAUAAAGGAUCUAUAUUUGUUGAUGUGGAAGCUGAAUUUUACAUUUUUUGUCCAAAAGAAAAUAGUUAUGUAAGAGCAAUUGUAAAUAAAACAGGCCAAGACCAUGUUGGGUGUCUUAUUCAUAAAGCGUUUAAUAUAUCUGUACCAAGAUCACCAAAUCAGACGGAUUGGAAAGGGAAAUUUGUAAAAACCGGAGAUGAAAUUUUGGUUAAAAUUACUUAUAUAGAUAUGUUCUACAUAAUACCUUACAUCAAGGGUGAAAUUGUUGAGAUUUUAAUGAAAUCCAUAAAAUCUGAAAUGGAUGACGAUAGCGGAAUUAGUACAAACGAAAAUCAUCCUAAGACGACCAAGAAAAAAUCCAAAUCAAAUAAAAAUGAUUCAUUAACAGAUAGUAAUAAGUUUGUGGAAGAUGUUGCUGUAAAAUCUGUAUUAAAGGUUGAGCCUGAGAAAGAAAUGAGCAAAAAAUUAAGAAAGAGUAAAAAUAAUUCUUUAAUUCAAGAGAUGAAUACUUCAAAUUCUGUAGAAUCCAAUACAGAAAAUAAAGACGAUGAUACUAACAUAUCACAUUCUGGAAAAAAAUCCAAGAAGCGAAGGAAUACUAUUACUGAAAUGACACCAUCAGGCGAUGGAGUAUUAGACAAUUCGAUUAUUUCGAGUAACAGCACAUUCAAAAAUAAAAAGGAUAAAUCCAAAGAAAAGACAACUGAAAUCGAUUCAUCUCCAAUUAAAAAAGAAAAAAUUCAUGAUAAAUUUAAUGAAUUAUCCGAAAAAUUUAUGAAAAAGAAAGAAAAAUUGAUGAAAGAAAUUGACGUAUCAAUGUUAUCCGACAGUUUAAAAGUUACGAGCCCGAAAAAGUUCAAAUCUGAUUCUUUUAAUGAAAUGUCCAAAAAUGUUGAUGCAAAGCUAAACGGUAAAGAUGAAUCUAAACAAGUGAUGGAUGAUAAUAAACUUAGUAAAAAAAUUAAAAAUCGUAGACAAACAGUUUCAGAAUUAUUACCAGCUGAAAAUAUUGGUAAAGAUGAUUCUAAACUUAAAGUGGAUGAUAAUAAAUUUAAUAAAAAAAUUAAAAAUCGCAGACAAACAGUUUCAGAAUUAUUACCAGCUGAGGGUAUUAGUAAAGAUGAUCCGAAAUUUAAAGUGGAUGAUAAUAAAUUUAGUAAAAAAAUUAAAAAUCGUAGGCAAACAGUUUCAGAACUAUUACCAGCUGAGAAUAUUAGUAAAGAAGAAAAUAAAAAGCGUAAGAAACAUAAUAGAAGUUUAGACGAGAAUGAUAUAGCUGUUGAAAAAUCUGUUAUCGACUCGGCGGACCUUAGUCCACAAAAAUCUAAGAAGGCGAAGAAACAAAAAUCAACGAUGAAUGAAGUUGAUAUUGAUAUUCAGGCACUUAAAAAUAAACUAAUUCAAUCAGUUCUAAAAGAAUGUAGCCCACAGAAAAAAGACAAAAAUGUUAGCCUAUCGUUAGAUCAAUCAAACAGUAAGCCUUCCAAAAAGAGAAAGAAGAAAGAUAGUAUUCAACCAGCAGAAAUUAUUGAAAAUAAAAACGAAUCAACACCACAAAGAAAUGAAACAUUAGAUGACAGUGAAAAUGGAUUAAAAAAAACAAAAGCCAAACGUAAGAAAAUAAAUUCACCAAGUGAAAAAUAUCCUUCAUUACAGUUAAGCACUCCACAUUAUGUUGAUUAUGUUCCUACCAAUGAAGUAUCUACAUUUCAUGAUUCCAUAUCACCUAUCAAAAUGAAAGAUCGUCCAAAUUUGUCUUCACCCGAAACUAAAAAGUAUACGAGUCCAGCAGGAAGUGAACGUGUACCAAAGUCGAAAAAGAUUAAAAGUCCAAGAAGGCCGUCUGGUUUCUUAUCAGAGUUUCAUACAGAUUUAAUUUCAAAAUACUUAAAUAAGUAACUUUUUUAUAGGCUAAGAAUUGUUUAUCUAAAGAUUUAUUUUAAUAUAGUUUGAUUAAUUUUGA
Chrysoperla carnea is the source of this 2399-nucleotide messenger RNA. RefSeq names its product muscle M-line assembly protein unc-89-like. Gene Ontology annotation, biological process: DNA-templated transcription initiation. The coding region runs from base 194 to 2335 and encodes 713 amino acids. Lineage: Eukaryota; Metazoa; Arthropoda; Insecta; Neuroptera; Chrysopidae. The record is from RefSeq and is a predicted model, not a curated record. Gene Ontology annotation, cellular component: RNA polymerase I complex. The transcript has 2 exons.